Molecule: messenger RNA, 1755 nt
Organism: Phragmites australis (common reed)
Lineage: Eukaryota; Viridiplantae; Streptophyta; Magnoliopsida; Poales; Poaceae
Exons: 13
Coding region: 172-1413 (413 amino acids)
Biological process (GO): mRNA splice site recognition
Cellular component (GO): U2-type prespliceosome; U1 snRNP
Molecular function (GO): mRNA binding
Source: RefSeq, a predicted model, not a curated record
UUCCAGCCGCAUCUAGUACGUUCCAUCCCAAUUCCCAAACCAUCUCUUCAGAAUCCCAAAACAGUCUCCUCCCUCGCCACCGCCGCCUCGCCUCGCCUCUCCUCCUCUGCCUCGCAAGCGAAACCCUAGGUUAGAGCCUUAGGGGACGGGAGCCCCGCCCCGCGCGGAGCCAUGGACGCCAUCCGGAAGCAGCUCGACCAGCUCAUGGGCGCCAACCGCAACGGCGACGUGCGGGAGGUCAGCCGCAAGCACUACGACCGCGACGUCUGCCGCCUCUACCUCGCCGGCCUCUGCCCGCACGACCUCUUCCAACUCACCAAGAUGGACAUGGGGCCGUGCCCGAAGCUGCACUCGCUGCAACUGCGCAAGGAAUACGAGGAAGCCAAAGCCAAAGGUACAGACAACUAUGACCGUGAAUUGGAAGAAACUAUAGAAAGACUAAUUGUUGAGUGUGAAAGGAAGAUUCAAAGAGCCCUUAAGCGUUUGGAGGAGGAAGACGCUAAGGCAGCCAUUGCAAUUUCUGUCACUGAGGUUACACAGACUAAAGAAGUCAUGGAGUUAUCCAAACAAAUUAGGCAGAAGAUGAAGGAGAUCGACGCUUUUGAUCUUGAGGGUAACACUGAGGGAAAAAUUAGGGCCACUGAAGAAAUUGACAAGCUCAAAGAACAGAGGGCUGAAGAGCAGGCACAAAUGUUGCUUGAAGCGUUCAACAAAGACCGUGUUUCUUUAAUAAAUUCUCUUCAAAAUGCUGCUCAAUCAACGACACCUGCUCCUCCUGCUGCCCCAGAUGCACGAACACAAGAAAUGAUAAAUGAGAAACUGAAAAGGGCAGAAGAACUGGGAGAGAAUGGGAUGAUUGAUGAAGCUCAAAAACUGUUAGAUGAGGCAGAAGCUCUGAAGAAGCUGAGCGCUCGACCACAGCCUGUUCUGGACUCUGCAAAAAUGUCCGCUAACAUCCAGAUUACUGAUCAAAAGUUGCGACUGUGUGACAUAUGUGGAGCAUUCUUGAGCGUAUAUGACAGUGACCGGCGUCUGGCAGAUCAUUUUGGAGGGAAACUUCAUAUGGGUUAUAUGCUCAUACGUGAGAGGUUGUCUGAACUGCAGGAAGAAAAGAACAAAAAACGGAAGAUAGACCAAGCUGAGUAUGAUAGAAGGUCCAGGGAAAGGAGUCUGGAACGUGAGAGGGCUUCAAGCAGGGACCGCCAUAGAGGAGACCGGGGUAGCAGCCGUGACAGGGACAGGAAUUAUGACCGCAGAAGAAGCCAUGAUCGCUACCAUGACAGGGAAAGAGAGAGAGAAUCAGGGAGAUCUUGCAGUUAUGAUUCGAGGAGCCACCGUAGGUCACAUUCCCCAAGGGACAGUUCUAGGGAUUAUGAUCGAUAUAGGCGUCAUGACCAUCGAGAUCGGUACUAGAUGAAAGGCAUGUUCCUUGAAGUUGAGGGUUUUAGCAUGCACUGUAUCAUCCUUGGUGUCCCCGUUCGGGAAUUCCCACGGGGGGGACUUAUUUCGCCAUUACAUUGUGACUGGAGAAAGGCAUCUGCUUCUUUCUGGAGUAUAUGCAUUACAUUAUAACUAAGGGUUAGGAUCAGACAUAAUCUCUGUGUUAUCAUGUUAUAAUGUUAGCUGGUGUUUCUCGUGUAAAUUGGUCGUUGUUGUGUUUUCAGUGCGCAUUAAAAUUUAUCUUAAGCUGCCCUUGCGAAACCUUUGUUAACCGUUGAUGCUUUCUGGUAAGAAGUUUCUACCUGUAAGAACUCA